CGGAAGAGCAUAGUCAUAGUCGGACCUCAUUGGUUCACCGGUCACCAGGCAACCAGACGCUUGGAGUAACUAGAUGUGGUUUACAACAAACCAGCUAAGACUAGCACUUAAAUGUAAAGCUUUUGCAAAGAUACAGCAGCAAUUAGCACCAUCAUCCUGACAGAAGUGUGGGGUUGGACAUCAUGUCAGAUGCUAACGUUAAGGAACAGGAGCCUCCGACGAGCGGUGAAGUGGAGGAGGAAGGAGGGCAGAACAGAGAGACGGACAAAGUCAACCUGACACAGGCGUCUCAGGUGUUCACAGCAGCGCGAGAGACGCUGUUCCCAAAGGAGACCACACAUACUGGAAGGCAUGCACUGUCACUAGAAUGGGUGUUUGGGAUGAAUCCUGCUCUUCCAGUCUUCAGCCUGCAGGACAACGAUCAGCUGGUUGUUCUUUAUGCUGGAGCCCAUAAUGGCAUCAUCUACAAUCACACCACAAACUCUCAGCACAUACUUCAGGGUCACUGCAGCCCCAUCUCAUGUGUGUGUGCCAGUGAAGACAGGCGCUGGAUUGCAACAGCAGACCGAGGGAAGACAAGCACAGUGAUGAUAUGGGACUCAUACUCUGGUAUUCCUGUGCAUACAUUCUUCGAUUGCCAUCCGCAUGGGGGUGUCAUCGCAAUGGCUUUUUCUGCAGACACAAAAUAUCUGGCGACUCUUGGGGCGGAAGACUUUCAAUGUGUGUGUGUUUGGGACUGGACAAAUGACACAGAGAACCCUUUGGUAUUUACCAAAAUCAAUCCUGAGCAUGGUUUUCAAGAGUGGAUUCUUUUUAAUCCAAAUGAUGACACUCAGCUGCUCAGUAACAGUAAAAACCAGGUGUUGUUUUACAACAGGGCUCAGGGAAGUCUGCAGUACGUUGCCCUGAAGCUCAAGAAGGUCGCUGAUGCUGAUCCGCAUGGAAGCGGGGGAACCCAUGGUUCUGCUGACCCCUUUCAAACCGUGCACAUGGCUGGCGGCUUUCUCACUCAGUCCGUGUUCCACUGGAGAGCGCCUCAGAUCCUAACAGCCUCUGCAGCGGGGAGCCUCGUGCUGUGGGACACGCUGGAAGACCUGACUGCAAACCAGAGCCUCCCCAUAGAAAGAGUCAGGGUCGUCCAUCUUCAGGAGGAGCCCAUCACCGUCCUCGCUGUGACUGACCGCUAUUUAGUCACUGGUGACGCUCAAGGCCAUAUCAAGUUCUAUGAUGAAAAAUUCAGGCUUCUCACUUGGUACGAUGAAUUCGGUCUAGAUGCCAUUGUUUCCAUCUCCUUUUCCAAAGAGGAUACAAAGGGGUAUACAGAGGACUGCAGCCUGGAGGCCGAACCGUUAUAUAUCAGGAACUUUGUCGUGUCCACAGUCAGCUCCACAAUACUGCAUGUGAGCUCACAGAAUGGCACUCCUCAAAUCUUGCUGUGUGAGGAUCGCGACCCUAUAAAUGCAGUCGCCUGCCACCCUAAACAGCCCAUUGUGGCCAUGGGCAAUUACAGGGGCGUUUUGAAAUUGUGGGACUACAACACAAAAGUGAUUGUGUGCAGCAGGACCUUCGAGCCAAAUGAGAAGAUCCAAUGCAUCACAUUCGACCCCCAUGGACUAUACCUGGCAGUUGGCUUUGGCAGUGGAGCUGUUCAUGUUAUGGAUCCCUCAACGCUGCAGAGUGACCCGGAGGAACGUUUCCAUUACACUAAACACAGCAUUGAGCACAUCACAUUCUCCUCAGACUCAAAGUACCUCGCUACAGCGGAUGCUGGUAGGACAGUGACAGUGUUCUUCUUGCACACUGAUGAAGGCUCUUUGCCUCGCUGGAUGUAUCUAGGCAGAUAUCGCUCCCACUACAAGCCCAUUAAAGACCUUCUUUUUGGAGUUCAACUGGAUAGCACCCAGCCCAGGCUGCUCUCCCUGGGAAUGGACCGCCGUCUGGUGGAGUACGACCUGGAGAAGAGUGCUGUGAACCGACUGCUCAUCUCGAGCUCGGAGCAUGUUGAGCAAAGCGCCGUGCCUAAAUGUAUGACCUGGUAUCCUCCCCUGACGACAGAACAUUUCCUCCUUGUCGCCUCAGACCAAUACAAGAUGAAGCUUUUCAACAGCACAACCAAGAUGUGCAGAAAGACUCUACUUGGCCCAGUGUAUGGAUCUCCAAUUAAGAAAAUAUUGGUUCUUCCCAAGUCUAAAGCUCUGGAAUCAAACUCAUAUCACCUGGCAUUCAUCACAGAGGACAAGGUUGGUCUGCAGAGUUUGCCUUUGGACGGAAACCCCUACAAGUCCAACGCCUUGAUUUGCCAUCCAACAGGAGUGUCUAAUUUAGCCUGCUCCUAUGACAGCCGACUCCUCUUUACUACAGGAGGAUCUGACUGCACUGUCAUGUCGUGGGCGAUCAGCUUGAAUGCGAUGGAAGCAGCAGCUGCACUGGGAGGAAGAGACCUGGAACCUUUUUACAACCUUCUAGAGGGAGGACGAGACGGACGGUUCUACAGGGAAAUGGAGGAAUUCUUUUAUUACUGCCAAAUCCACCACCAAGGCACGGACUCAAUGGAGAAACGUCAAGUGUCUACAAAAAUUCCCCUGUCAGAGGUUCCCUCUCUAAUGAGAGCCUUGGCCUACUUCCCUACUGAACAAGAGAUAGAAGACAUGCAAAAUGAGGUCAAGUUCAGCAAGUACGCUGAAACAGGAAAAUAUGUGACUGAUAUCGACUUGGAGGAGUUUAUCAAGCUGUAUGUCAACCACCGACCAGUCUUUGGCAUCUCUAGAGAUGAGCUUGUUCAAGCGUUUCGCAUCCUUGCUAAUCAUGACAGUGCAGGACGUCCUGUUCUGCAGAGACAAGAGCUGAUAGAACUUCUACAGGCGCGAGGAGAGCACAUGACAGAGGAGGAGAUAGCAGAGUGUUUUGCUUCACUUUUGGGCUUGAAUGAAGAAGAAGGAGAAGAAGAAGAAGGAGCAAGAGGAGGGGGACAUACUGAUAUUUAUAAAUCUAAAAGUGGAGAAUAUUCACUGGCGUGUGCGAUUCCAGAGGAUAUUUCUGUGGAGACAUUUACAAGUGACAUUAUGGGCUUCCCACCAUCAGCAGAGCAGAGAUCCAGGUGUUCCCCUGCAGAGUAAUGACAGUGAACAAAAGGCGUUAAUAAAAGAAACUCUUCUG
Betta splendens (Siamese fighting fish) is the source of this 3156-nucleotide messenger RNA. RefSeq names its product cilia and flagella associated protein 251 (gene cfap251). Gene Ontology annotation, molecular function: protein binding. The transcript is spliced from 21 exons. The record is from RefSeq and is a predicted model, not a curated record. NCBI's taxonomy places the organism in Eukaryota, Metazoa, Chordata, Actinopteri, Anabantiformes, Osphronemidae. Bases 183 to 3116 code for a protein of 977 amino acids. Gene Ontology annotation, cellular component: sperm flagellum.